This is a messenger RNA of Sitodiplosis mosellana (orange wheat blossom midge), 771 nucleotides long. Its product is annotated as ankyrin repeat, PH and SEC7 domain containing protein secG-like. Gene Ontology annotation, molecular function: protein binding. The transcript is spliced from 7 exons. The record is from RefSeq and is a predicted model, not a curated record. The coding region runs from base 144 to 536 and encodes 130 amino acids. NCBI's taxonomy places the organism in Eukaryota, Metazoa, Arthropoda, Insecta, Diptera, Cecidomyiidae.
UGUACACGUGUUGCUUACUGAUGUGAUCAUACUUGAAAAGUAUAUAAGAAGAUGCGUUCCAUUCGUAUACCCAUCAAACAGUUCGUCAAUUCUCUUCAAUUGAUACGUUUGUAAUAAACUUUUGGUAGUUCGAAGCUGCAAAAAUGCUGAGUCGAAGAUCUUUCACACUGCUGCUCAUUGGCUUGGUGGUAUCCCAGUUCUUAAUUGUGGAAGCCAACCAUAAUGCUCCAGCUAACAGAAGAGACGGAAAUACAGCUCUGCAUAUUGCUGCUAGAAAUGGUCAUUUGGAACAAGCUCGGGGACUCAUCAAUACAGGAGCCAACGUUACUAUUACAAAUAAUGCACGAAACACACCGCUUCACGAAGCUGCUUAUAAUGGUCACAGGAAUGUCGUUGAACUUCUCAUUAAUAACGGAGCCAACUUGGAAGUUCGAAAUAGUGAUAAUUUAACACCUCUUAACGCAGCUGCUUUAAAUGGUCACUCGAAUGUCGUUGAUUAUCUCAUUGAGAGAGGAGCCAAUACUGAACUUGAUUGAGAUACCUGUUCAACAUGCUGCUAACAAUGGUGAAAAAGAGCUGAAUAAUCGGAUGAUUUGACCAUAACAAAAUUGCUCCUUUGUUCGACCAUUGAUUUAUUAUUCUAUAAAAAAAACAGCUCAAGUUAUUUGUCUGUUAAAUUCCUCACAGUAUUGAGUAGAAGAUUUUUUACCUGGACUUGUGCAAAUUUAACCGUUUGUCUAUAAUAAGUACAAAUUGAAAAAUAAACUUCUC